This is a messenger RNA of Saccoglossus kowalevskii, 1707 nucleotides long. RefSeq names its product small integral membrane protein 7-like. NCBI's taxonomy places the organism in Eukaryota, Metazoa, Hemichordata, Enteropneusta, Harrimaniidae. The record is from RefSeq and is a predicted model, not a curated record.
AUGGCGUCGUGGUAAAACUGGGUUGUGUUGUUGACUCAGAGGUAUAAUUUUACAUUCGGAUACGGAAAAUAUAAUUAUCGUUUAACUGACAAGUUGAUUACUUCAUCUGCUGUCAAAGACACAGACAACAUGAUAUCAGACCUUAUAAUAUUCGGAACUCUUCUAGUAAAUGCAGGGGCAAUACUUAAUUUUAAGUUAAAAAAGAAGCAUGGAGAUACAGACUCGUUUGAAGUGGAAUCACAAGAACCUACUACUGGUGAUAAAAUAAGGGAAUUUCUAUUAAAUCUUCGAUAUUUUAGAAUAUUUAUUGGUAUUUGGAACAUUGUUAUAAUAUUUCUGAUGAUUGUAUUAUUUGGUUCAUAGCAUCAAGUGAUAAAUAGUUUUAACCUGCAUCUGUCAUGACUGCACAUCAAUGAGAAAUACACGACUAUUCAUUGGAGAGGGGGAGGUGUUACAAACAUCAUACAAUGUACAUGUACAUAGCCAUUUUGGUCAUCAAAGCAGUGUUGCCCAUAAACAGAAAUGUCCUUCAAUGUGUUAAAAGAAUACAGUUUAUGUUUUAAGAUGCUACUCGACAUGUGUACAUAUUUUAGUGCAUGUAACACUGGCAUUAUAUUGUUAAAAUCUGACUAUAAUUAACCUUUUAGAUAGUAUUUAACAGUAUCAUGUGUACAUGUUUAAUCAGUGUAAAUAUAUUUUUUUUGGGGGGGGGGGGUAAAACACUCAAAUAAUAUGCAUCAAAGAAAAUUUAGCGGAAAACACAUUUUGUCAUUAAAACAUACUAAAAAUAUCAAUUUAUUAAUAUUGAACAAGUACAAGAUACUACAACAUAUGUCACUGACAUAUUUUUUGAUAUAUCCAACAUAGGAAACAAGUAAAAUGCUCUAAAACAAAGCAUAGUAUUCUCACUCAAUUCUUUCUAUUGAUUUUCUCUGAACAGAGUAUGGUGACCCCAAAUUUUUAUAUCAUUGUCUUUAUCUUUGUCAGUCAUAUGUGAUAAGAAAAUGACAUUUACUUUUUGAGUAGCAUUCUACACAUUCGAUAAUCAUAUUACAUGUAUCAAAGAAUUGUUUAGCAUGUUUUAAUUGGUAACUGGUGGAGUUUAUUUCCCAUGUACAUGUAUGGAGAACUUUUUCAGUAAACUGGAUUUAUUCAAAAUCCUUGCCUAUCUGUAUUGAGGAAGCCUACUGGGCCAAUCACCCAUUUUUGCAUACACAAUUCUUCCUAAAUUUCUUAGACCAGUUGGGGUUGUAACAUACUGGCUGCAUCAUGUAACAUACAAACGCAAUUAAGUGUGACCAUAUUUUAACAUUUCCAAUCACCUGACCAACCCACAUUCGUUUCACUUACAAUUACUUGUGGUUAUAAAAAAUGGUUUAUGAGUUGAGUAAAUUAAAUGCAAGACUUGUACAUUAUUGGGACUGGGUCUAAUACCGGGUUUGCUCUAUUAGAAGCCGAAAGAAUAACAUUAGAAUCGCAACAAUGCGCGGAUGAGUCAUUGUCGUUAUGAACCAACCAGAUGGAACGUUAUGAGGUGUAACCAUCAAACAAUGUGCUUCUGCUUGUCUUAGAGAAUAAUCAUAUACCAGAUUUGAUUUUGUAAAAAACAAUAUUUAAUUAAAUUUGUAAAAAUGUACAUUUCAUACAUGAAUGGGUGUUGUAUUUAAUCCUGUUUAUGCAAAUAAAAAGUUUUUUUUUUUCUAAAAA